UUAAAAAAGAGCAAUUUGACUCCGCCGGCAACGACGUAACCAAUAAGAACGCGGCCGUAUCCACUGUAAACAGGACCAUUGUCGACAAGAUCGCCGGAGCAAAUCUGUCAUUUCAUCUUCCUUCCUCUGGGACAAAAUUUUGCAGACGAAAGUAGAGAGAAAGAGAGGCGGAGAGAGAGAGUCAUGGUGAAACUCUAUCUGUAAUCAAAACUUCAAGAGUUCGCCAUUUGAUUUCUUUUGAAUCACCGAAGACGUAAUAUCGUUCUAAACAUCGAAGUGCAGAAAUAAGCUAAAAUGGGUGAUGGAGUUCAAUAGCAUCAAUUAACGCUUUGAGACUCUUGAUUUGGUGUGAAGAGUUUUGAAUAGUUCUCAUUGAGGACCUCAGGUGGAAGGCCAAAAAGGAAUUCACUCAUGGCAUCUCCGAGGGAAAAUUUCAGCCUUUCAGGACCACUGCAUCUGACUGCUGUUAACUGGAAAGACCCAAAUCACCGACGAUCUGUUGCUGCUAGCUUGGUUCAGGGAGUGUACAUUCUGGAACGUGAUCGCCAGCAGAAACGCCAAGGGCCUCAAGCUCUUGCUCGUCCCUGGUGGGACUUUUUUCAUUUUCAGUUAGUCCGUGUGCUAGUAGAUAAUGCUGACCUCUCCAUCUUUGGCGCAAUUUAUGAGUUCAAAUUCCCAGCUUCCUACUGUUAUGGUAUGGCCCCAAACCCCCCAAGAUUUGUUAUUGCCUUUCGAGGCACAAUCCCCAAACCAGACACUAGGUCUCAGGAUCUCAAGUUGGAUCUCCAGUUCAUUUGCAACAGACUUCAACAGAGCUCCCGCUUUCAGCUUGCAAUGCAAGAAGUUCAAAACAUGGCUGCUGUAGCUGGAGCUGCAAACAUUUGGUUAGCUGGACAUUCUUUGGGGUCAGCCAUCGCACUGCUCGCCGGAAAGAAAAUGGUUAAGACGGGCUGUCCUAUUGAAACUUACCUUUUCAAUUCACCAUUCAUUUCUGCGCCAAUAGAGCAGUUCAAGAAUCAUAAAGUGAAGCAUGGGAUACGCAUUACAAGCAGCGUCAUCAAGGCAGGAGUUGCUGUUGCUCUAAAGGGUCAUCAACAAAGGCGUCAAGAAAAUGACACUUUUGUUGUAUUAUCUGCAUGGGUCCCCAACCUUUUUGUGAAUCCUUCUGAUCCCAUCUGCUCAGAGUAUAUUGGGUAUUUUCAACACAGGGAGAAGAUGGUGAAGCUUGGUGCCGGAGAAAUUGAAAGGCUUGCAACACAGAAUUCAAUAGGGAGUCUAUUCUCAAGUGGGAAGGCUUCAGAAUCACUGCAUCUUCUUCCUUCAGCAAAUCUGACAAUAAAUCUGAGCUCUUAUGAAGAUUUUAAACAAGCCCAUGGAAUCCACCAAUGGUGGAGACCAAAUCUCUACUCGCAGUCCAACCUACACCAAUUCAGCUGCAACUCCUUUUGUCCUCAACUGCAUAAUGGGAAUGGAUAGAUGGCAGAGAAUGUGAAUGCCAUAGUAAAAUUGUGAAUCUAUUGUUCAAGACUGUUUAAUUUUAGCUGCACAGAAUUUGGGUUAGUAUGUUUGUGUGAAUGGUGGUGGUGGUUGUAUUGAGAGAAGGGGAAGAAAAAGUGCAGUUAACAACAAUGUUUACUUCUUCUCUUUCCAUCUUAAAGAUUUUGUUUAUCUGUAACUUUAUUUUUCGUUAUAGGUUAAAAAAAUAAAAAAUUUAAUUUAAUUUUUUUUCCGAAA
Molecule: messenger RNA, 1734 nt
Organism: Cornus florida
Lineage: Eukaryota; Viridiplantae; Streptophyta; Magnoliopsida; Cornales; Cornaceae
Product: GDSL esterase/lipase At4g10955-like
Exons: 5
Coding region: 412-1476 (354 amino acids)
Biological process (GO): lipid metabolic process
Source: RefSeq, a predicted model, not a curated record